Molecule: messenger RNA, 11798 nt
Organism: Myotis myotis
Lineage: Eukaryota; Metazoa; Chordata; Mammalia; Chiroptera; Vespertilionidae
Gene: VPS13A
Product: vacuolar protein sorting 13 homolog A
Exons: 70
Coding region: 144-9482 (3112 amino acids)
Biological process (GO): protein targeting to vacuole; autophagy; protein retention in Golgi apparatus
Cellular component (GO): extrinsic component of membrane
Source: RefSeq, a predicted model, not a curated record
UGCGCGUCCCGCACGGGCUACUCUCGGGUCGGAGCUGCCCCGCAGCGGGUGAACCGAGCGGCCUCGAGGAAGGGGUGCGGCAGGACCCUCGCCAGAAGCAGGCGCGCUGGGGGCGGUCUCCGUGCCCACCGCGGCGGAGGAAGAUGGUGUUCGAGUCGGUGGUCGUGGAUGUGUUGAACCGGUUCUUGGGGGACUAUGUGGUGAACCUGGACACGUCCCAGCUCACUCUGGGCAUCUGGGGAGGAGCUGUGGUCUUGAAGAACCUUGAAAUUAAAGAAAAUGCCCUGAGUCAACUGGAUGUACCAUUUAAAAUUAAAGUUGGUUAUAUAGGUAACCUUAAUCUUAAAAUUCCAUGGAAAAACCUUUAUACUCAACCAGUUGUAGCUGUACUGGAAAACAUUUAUUUACUCAUAGUGCCUUCUUCUAUAAUAAAAUAUGAUUCUUUAAAAGAAGAAAAGCAACUUUUGGAAGCAAAGCAGCAGGAACUAAAAAGAAUAGAAGAAGCCAAACAAAAAGUAGCUAAUCAAGAAAAACUCCUGGUGGAGAAACAAGACACUUUUACAGAAAAAUUAAUUACUCAGAUCAUAAAAAAUCUUCAAGUGAAAAUUUCCAACAUCCAUAUUCGUUAUGAAGAUGAUAUCACAAAUCAAGAAAACCCACUGUCAUUUGGUAUUUCUCUUCAAAAUCUCAGCAUGCAGACAACUGAUCAAAACUGGGCUCCAUGUUUACAUGAUGAAACUGAGAAACUAUUUCGUAAGUUAAUCCGCUUGGAUAACCUUUUUGCUUAUUGGAAUGUGAAGUCUCGGAUGUUUUAUCUUACUAGUUAUGAUGAUUCAUUGGACAGCUUGAGGAAUGGAAUUGUUGAUGAAAAUAUUGUUCCAGAAGGUUAUGAUUUUGUAUUUCGCCCCAUAUCUGCUAAAGCCAAACUUCAGAUGAAUCGCCGAUCUGAUUUUGACUUUUCUGCCCCCAAGAUAAAACUGGAUGUUGAAUUACAUGACAUAGCUAUUGAAUUUAAUAAACCACAGUAUUUCAGUCUUAUGGAGCUUCUUGAAUCAGUUGAUAUGAUGACGCAAAAUCUGCCAUAUAGGAAAUUCAAACCUGAUGUACCUGUUCACGGCCAUGCCAGAGAAUGGUGGGCUUAUGCUAUACAUGGUAUUCUUGAAGUAAAUGUUUGCCCCCACUUGCGGAUGUGGUCAUGGAAACAUAUUAGCGAUCAUCGGCAACAAAUGAAGCAAUAUAAAGAACUCUAUAAGAAAAAACUUAUAAAUAAGAAGCCACCUGUGGAACUUCUCAGCUGUUUGGAGGAGUUGGAGAAGACUCUGGAUGUAUUUAACAUUACUAUAGUGAGACAACAGGCAGAAGUUGAGGUAAAGAAAGCUGGAUACAGGAUAUACAAAGAAGGAACAGAAGAUUCAGAGGAAAAUAAAGGAUGGUUUAACUGGUUGUGGACUUGGUCAGAACCAAAAACUAAAGAACAGCAGCCCGAUGUUAAACCUGGAAGUCUUGAAGAAAUCUUGACACCUGAAGAAAAAACUUCACUCUAUGAAGCAAUUGGCUAUAGUGAAACAGCAGUUGACCCAACCUUGCCAAAAUCAUUUGAAGCCAUGAAGUUGUACAUGCACUUGAAAAGUAUGUCUAUUGUUCUAAGAGAAGAACAACAAAAACGUGAGCUGUUAAAUAUUGUAGUAGAAGAAUUUAGCACUUGGGUUGUACAAAGACCAGGAGCACAAGCAAUAAAAUUUGAAACCAGAAUAGAUUCCUUUCAUGUUACUGGCCUACCAGAUAAUUCAACAAAACCCCGCCUCCUGUCCUCAUUGGAUAAUGCUGCAUCACUUUUCCAGAUUACAUUUGAGACAAAUCCAUUAGAUGAAACUGUUGCUCAAAGGUGUAUCAUAGAAGCUGAACCUUUAGAAAUAAUAUAUGAUGCAAGAACAGUGAAUAGUAUAGUGGAAUUCUUCAGACCUCCAAAAGAGGUAAAUCUAGCACAGCUCACUUCAGCGACUUUGACAAAACUUGAAGAAUUUCGUGAUAAGACAGCAACAGGUCUACUAUAUAUUAUUGAAACACAGAAAGUUCUUGAUCUCAGAAUUAAUUUGAAAGCUUCAUAUGUUAUUAUCCCACAAGAUGGAAUUUUCAGCCCUACGUCAAAUCUGCUUCUUUUGGAUCUUGGUCAUUUAAAGGUGACAAGCAAAAGUCGUUCACAAUUACCAGAUAUGAAACAAGGUGGGGCCAGACUUGAAGAGAUAAUGCGUAGAGCUUAUGAUUCCUUUGAUAUUCACCUUACAAGCAUUCAGCUGCUUUACAGCAGAGUUGGUGAUAAUUGGAAAGAAGCACGAAAACUCAAUGUAUCUACACAGCAUGUUUUGGUACCUUUGCACUUCAAUGUGGAAUUAUCUAAGGCCAUGGUUUUCAUGGAUAUAAGGAUGCCGAAAUUCAAGAUUUUUGGAAAGUUACCACUGAUUUCUUUGCGAAUCUCAGAUAAAAAGCUUCAAGGAAUUUUGGAAUUGAUUGAAAGCAUUCCAAAACCCACACCUGCAACUGAAGUACAUGCCCCUGUCAAGCCAUUUCAGAUGCAAAGGUCCACUUCUUUGGGAGCACCACAGAUUUCACAGAAAGUGAUUCCUCUCUUGGAACUUGCAGGUGUUGAAUAUGAGUCAGAGGAGGAAUUUUAUGAUGCACCAUGUAGUCCCGUGGAAGAAUAUUUUCAGUCAACAGCUAGCGUUAAAAGUUGUCAACAAAAUAAGAUUCCAGAGCUGGAUUGUUCAAAAAAUAUGAUUCAGUAUAAAAUAAGAUUUGAAGUGCCAGAGGUAUCGAUUCAAUUUUAUCACCUUGUUGAAGAUUGUGAACUACCUGUGGUAGAAAUUGUUGUCUUAGGAUUGGGCACGGAAGUAGAACUUAGAACAUUUGAUUUGAAAGCCAAUGCCUUUUUGAAAGAAUUCUGCUUAAAAUGCCCAGAAUACUUGGAUGUAAACGAAAAGCCAGUUUAUUUGAUUACAACACUAGAUAACACAAUGGAAGAUCUGUUAACACUGGAGUAUGUGAAGGCUGAAAAGAAUGUACCCAACUUGAGAAGUUCCUAUAAUAAUGUUGAACAACUGAUUAAGGUGAAUUUUUCCUCUUUGGAUAUUCAUUUGCAUACAGAAGCACUUCUGAAUACAAUAAACUAUUUUAAUAAUUUCAUUCCACAAUUGGAGGAAAAGUCAGCCUCGUUGCAUGUUGCGGAGACAGAAGACAAAGGAGAGGUCAUUAAAAAAAUAGCUUCAAGACGAUACAGGCAUGAAGAUAUUACCUUGCAGAUCUUAGCAGAGUUAUCAUGUUUACAGAUCUUUAUUCAAGAUCAGAAACAUAACAUUGCUGAAAUUAAGAUUGAAGGGCUUGAUUCUGAGAUAAUUAUGAGGCCUUCAGUAACUGAAGUAAAUGCAAAGCUAAGAAAUAUAAUUGUUUUGGAUUCUGAUAUAACAGCUGUAUAUAAAAAGGCUGUUUAUAUCACUGGAAAAGAAGUUUUCAGCUUCAAAAUCCUUUCUUAUGUGAAUGCAACUGCUGAUUCUGCAUACACAGAUAUGAGUGUGGUUGAUAUUCAAGUUAAUUUAACUGUUGGUUGCAUUGAAGUAGUUUUAGUCACAAAAUUUUUAUAUUCUAUAUUGGCUUUCAUAGAUAAUUUUCAAGCAGUUAAAGAAGCCUUGGCUGAGGCAACUGUCCAGGCAGCAGGAAUGGCUGCUACUGGUGUAAAAGAACUGGCACAAAGGAGUUCUAGAAUGGCAUUAGAUGUUAACAUCAAAGCCCCAGUUGUGGUCAUCCCACAGUCUCCAGUUUCUGAAAAUGUCCUUGUUGCUGAUUUUGGACUGAUUACAAUGACCAAUACAUUCCAUAUGAUAACAGAGAGCCAGUGCAAUCCCCCACCCAUUAUUGAUUUGAUUACGAUAAAGCUGAGUGAAAUGCGACUAUACAGGUCUCAAUAUAGUAAUGAUACAUACCAGGAAGUACUGGACAUACUACUGCCAUUAAAUCUUGAGGUGAUUGUUGAGCGAAAUUUAGCCUGGGAGUGGUUCCAGGAAGUUCCUUGUUUUAAUAUAAAUGCUCAACUAAAGCCUAUGGAGAGUAAAUUGAAAACCUCCUGGAAGGAUUCACCAUUCUUGAUGCCAUUAAGAACAUUCAUGACUCGUGGGAAGAGGUCAAACGUCAACAUUAACACAAGUUUGGAAGAAGUUGACGCUAACUCUCAUGGUGACUUUGAGUUCAUUCUUAGUCAAGAAGAUAUAACAACUAUCUUUAAAACAUUAUAUGGUAAUAUAUGGUAUGAAGGAGGUGGCAGUGUCCCACCAGCAGGAGUGAAAGAUCAGAGUAGUGUUACUGGUGGAGUCACUAACACUUCACAUCAUUCAGGAGGAACAACUGUAGUGACAGCUGCUAUGGUAGAAGUACAUUCAUGUGCUGCUCAAGUUAAGACAACUCUAAAUAUGAGUUUCAAAACUGAUUAUCUCACCAUGAUACUGUAUAGUCCAGGUCCUGAACAGGUUUCCUUUACAGAUGUUCGUGAUCCUUCUCUGACACUUGCUGAAUUUAAGUUGGAGAAUAUAAUAAGUACUUUAAAAAUGUAUACAGAUGACUCAGUAUUUUCUGCCUUCUCAUUAAAAAAUUGUAUUUUAGAUGAUAAAAGGCCUCAUGUCAAGAAGGCAACUCCUAGAAUGAUAGGAUUGACAGUUGGAUUUGACAAAAAAGAUAUGAUGGAUGUAAAGUAUAAGAAAAUCAGAGAUGGUUGGAUGUCUGAUGUAGUCCUUCAAGAAACAUAUAUUUGUGCAAGUGUGGAAUUUCUGCUGACAGUUGCAAAUGUCUUUCUUGAAGCCUACACCACAGGCACUGCUGUAGAAACCAAUGUUCAAGCAUGGGCUGCUAAGGAAGAAGUACCUGCACAGAUACAAGAAAAGUGGGAAGUGAAUAUUCUUAUUAAAAAUCCUGAAAUUGUGUUUGUGGCUGAUAUGACAAGAAAUGAUGCUCCUGCCUUAGUCAUUACAACACAAUGUGAAAUUUGUUGCAAGGGUGACCUUGAAAACAAUACAAUGACUGCUGCUAUUAAAGAUCUCCAAAUGAGAGCAUGCCCAUUUCUUCCUGACAAGAGAAAAGACAGAAUCACUACUGUUUUGCAGCCCUGUGACUUGUUCUAUCAAGCUACUAAGAUAGGCACAGAUCCACAAGUGAUUGAUAUAUCACUAAAAUCGCUGACACUAAAGGUUUCACCAGUUAUCAUAAAUACUGUGAUUACCAUAACUGCAGCACUUUAUACAACUAAGGAAACCAUCCCACAAGAAACUGCUUCUUCUACAGCACAUUUAUGGGAAAAGAAGGAUACAAAGACUUUAAAAAUGUGGUUUCUUGAAGAACCAAAUGAAGUGAAAAACAUAGCUCCCACAACUGAAUUGGUACCCAAAGGAGAGAUAAUAAAAAUGAACAUUGAUUCUAUUUUCAUAGUUCUUGAGGCUGGGGUUGGUCAUAGAACAGUGCCUAUGCUUUUGGCAAAAUCAUGUUUUUCAGGGGAAGGCAAAAACUGGAGUUCCCUCAUAAAUCUCCACUGUCAGCUUGAGCUAGAAGUGCAUUAUUACAAUGAAAUGUUUGGUGUAUGGGAACCUUUGCUUGAACCUUUAGAAAUUGACCAGACUGAGGAAUUUAGACCAUGGAAUCUUGGAAUCAAGAUGAAAAAGAAAGCAAAAAAGGCUAUUGUUGAGUCAGAUACUGAAGAAGAUUACAGAGUGCCAGAAUAUAAAACUGUCAUCAGUUUCUAUUCAAAAGACCAACUAAACAUUACAUUAUCCAAAUGUGGUCUUGUAAUGUUAAAUAAUUUAGUCAAGGCAUUUACAGAAGCGGCCACUGGAUCUUCAACUGUCUUCAUGAGGGAUCUAGCGCCAUUUAUGAUUUUAAAUUCUCUUGGACUUACCAUCUCUGUUUCACCAAGUGAUUCUUUUAGUGUGCUCAACGUUCCAGUGGCAAAGUCAUAUAUAUUGAAAAAUGAGGAAAGUUUAAGUAUGGAUUAUGUCCGAACAAAAGACAAUGAUCAUUUCAAUGCAAUGACCAGCCUAAGCAGCAAACUUUUCUUCAUUCUUCUUACACCUGCUAACCACUCUACUGCUGAUAAAAUUCCCUUAACAAAAGUGGGACGACGACUGUACACUGUAAGGCACAGAGAAUCUGGAGUUGAAAGAUCUAUUGUUUGUCAAAUUGAUGCAGUGGAAGGAAAUAAGAAAGUAACAGUUCGCUCCCCAGUGCAGAUUAGAAAUCAUUUCUCAAUCCCACUUUCUGUUUAUGAAGGGAAUACUUUAUUGGGAAUGGCUUCACCUGGAAAUGAAUUUAACAUACCAUUAGCAUCUUACCGAUCACUCCUUUUUCUGAAGCCAGAAGAUGAGGACUAUCAAAUGUGUGAAGCAAUUGACUUUGAAGAAAUUAUAAAAAAUGAAGGCUCUUUUCUAAAGAGGCAAUGUAGACCUAUAAACCCGUCUAAGAAACCAUUUAUUAUUAAUAUUGUCCCAGAAAAAGAUAAUUUGACAUCUCUGUCAGUAUAUUCAGAAGAUGGUUGGGACUUACCAUACAUAAUGCAUUUGUGGCCACCUAUCCUACUCCGAAAUCUUCUUCCUUACAAACUUGUUUAUUAUAUAGAGGGGAAUGAACAUAGAGUUUUUACUCUAAAUGAAGGUUCUUCUGCCCAUAUUUGUACCGUACAAUUGGAUAAAGCAAUACUACAUUUAAAAUUACUUGACUAUCUUAAUCAAGAUUGGAAAAGUGAAUAUCAUAUAAAACCUAAUCAACAAGAUAUUAGUUUCAUCAGUUUUACCUGUGUUACAGAAAUAGAAAAGACUGAUUUAGAUAUUGCUAUCCAUGUGACUUAUAAUCCUGGCCAGACAGUUGUGGCAUUUCAUAGCCCUUACUGGAUGGUCAAUAAAACUGGUCGAAUGUUACAGUAUAAAGCAGAUGGAAUUCAUCGAAAGCAUCCGCCUAAUUAUAAAAUGCCAGUUCUCUUUUCUUUUCAGCCAAAGCACUUUUUUAAUAACAAUAAGGUUCAGCUUAUGAUAACUGAUAGUGAAUUAUCAGAUCAGUUUUCAAUUGAUACUGUUGGUAGUCAUGGAGCUGUUAAAUGUAAAGGCAUGAACAUGGAGUAUCAAGUUGGUGUCAUUAUAGACCUCAGCAGUUUUAACAUUACCAGAAUUGUGACAUUUACCCCUUUUUAUAUGAUCGAAAACAAAAGCAAGUAUCAUAUAUCAGUGGCUGAAGAGGGGAGUGAUAAAUGGCUCUCUCUCGAUUUGGAGCAGUGUAUUCCCUUUUGGCCUGAGGAUGCUUCAAAUAAACUUCUUAUUCAAGUUGAAAGAAGUAGAGGCCCUCCCCAAAAGAUACAUUUUAACAAGCAAGAAAAUUGUAUUUUAUUACGUCUGGAUAAUGAGCUUGGCGGUAUUAUAGCAGAAGUUAAUUUGGCUGAGCAUUCUACAGUUAUUAAAUUUUCAGAUUAUCAUGAUGGAGCAGCUACAUUCCUAUUAAUAAAUCACACUAAGAAUGACAUUAUUGAAUAUAAGCAAAGUUCUCUCAGUGAAAUAGAAGACUCUCUCCCUCCUGGAAAAGCAGUAUUUUAUACAUGGGCCGAUCCAGUGGGCUCUAGAAAGCUGAAGUGGAGUUGUGGGAAAAGCCACGGUGAAGUAACACAAAAAGAUGAUAUGAUGACACCUAUAAAUUUGGGGAAAAAGACUAUUUAUUUAGUUUCAUUCUUUGAAGGCUUACAACGCAUUAUUUUAUUCACUGAAGAUCCAAAGGUAUUUAAAGUGACAUAUGAAAAUGAGAAAGCAGAAUUAGCAGAGCAAGAAAUUGUGUUGGCAUUACAAGAUGUUGGAAUUUCUCUUGUCAACAAUUACACAAAGCAAGAAGUAGCCUAUAUUGGCAUUACAAGUUCUGAUGUGGUUUGGGAGACAAAGCCCAAGAAGAAGGCAAGAUGGAAGCCAAUGAGUAUAAAGCACACUGAGAAGUUAGAGAAAGAAUUUAAGGAAUAUAUUGAAUCUUCACCUUCAGAAGAUAAGGUUAUUGAGUUGGACACUAAUAUUCCGGUUCGCUUUACACCUAGCGGCAAUAACAUGAAAAUUCUGCAACCACAUAUAAUAGCUAUACGAAGAAAUUAUCUGCCAGCAUUAAACGUGGAAUAUAACACAUCUGCACAUCAAUCAUCAUUUAGAAUUCAAAUUUAUAGAAUACAGAUCCAAAACCAGAUACAUGGUGCUGUAUUUCCAUUUGUAUUUUAUCCUAUUAAGCCUCCCAAGUCAGUCACCAUGGAUUCAGCCCCCAAGCCCUUUACAGAUGUCAGUAUUGUUAUGAGAUCUGCAGGGCAUUCCCAGAUAUCACGUAUUAAAUACUUCAAAGUGUUGAUCCAAGAAAUGGAUCUCAGGUUAGAUCUUGGGUUUGUCUAUGCAUUAGCAGAACUUAUGACAGAAGCUGAAGUAACUGAAAAAACGGAGGUUGAACUUUUUCAUAAAGAUAUAGAAGUUUUCCAAGAAGAAUAUAAAACAGUUUCAUUAGUAGAUUCAUCACAAGUCAGUCUCUAUGAGUAUUUUCAUAUAUCUCCUAUCAAGUUGCAUUUAAGUGUUUCACUGAGUUCGGGUAAAGAAGCAGCUAAAGACUCAGAACAGCAUGAAGGAUUCAUUGCAAUUAGUUCUUUAAAUCUCUUGCUGAAGAGUAUUGGCGCCACUCUUACAGAUGUACAAGAUGUAGUUUUUAAGCUUGCAUUUUUUGAACUCAACUAUCAGUUUCAUACAACAUCUGAACUGCAGUCUGAAGUAGUAAGACACUAUUCAAAACAGGCCAUUAGGCAAAUGUAUGUACUCAUUCUUGGACUUGAAGUUUUGGGAAAUCCCUUUGGCUUGAUUAGAGAAUUUUCUGAAGGUGUAGAAGCAUUUUUCUAUGAACCUUACCAGGGAGCCAUCCAGGGUCCUGAAGAGUUUGUGGAAGGAAUGGCACUAGGAUUGAAGGCAUUAGUUGGGGGAGCUGUUGGUGGAUUAGCGGGUGCUGCCUCCAAAAUCACCAGUGCUAUGGCUAAAGGGGUAGCAGCUAUAACUAUGGAUGAAGACUACCAACAGAAGAGGAGAGAAGCCAUGAACAAGCAACCGGCUGGUCUUAGAGAAGGCAUCACUCGAGGAGGAAAAGGCUUAGUUUCUGGUUUUGUAAGUGGCAUAACGGGAAUUGUUACAAAGCCAAUCAAAGGAGCUCAAAAAGAAGGAGCAGCUGGUUUCUUUAAAGGUGUUGGGAAAGGUUUAGUUGGAGCAGUGGCAAGGCCAACUGGCGGCAUCAUAGACAUGGCUAGCAGUACAUUUCAGGGAAUAAAAAGGGCUACAGAGACUUCUGAUGAAGUGGAGAGUCUGCGGCCCCCUCGGUUCUUUAAUGAAGAUGGAGUUAUCAGACCUUACAGGUUGAGGGAUGGUACUGGAAAUCAGAUGUUGCAGGCAUCAAAAAGUUUGAUAUGAAAACAGUUAAUGCAUGACUUUGCAACUGAAAGCCAACAGUAGAUUUUAGUCUUAAAAUUUACAAACUACGUACAGCUGUUUCAGUGUUUUGAAAACAAAGAAAAGCUUUUGUAUUGGUAACUUUUGUAUAGGAUUUUUAGUGAAUCUGAUCUUUUUAUAGGGUAUUCUAAUUCUGUGCUGGAUUUGCUAGAUUGAAAACCAUUGUGUCUAUAUACCCUCAUAGUUGGUGCUACUUUUUAGCCAAUGAAACCCUUUCUGUUUAGGGUACUUCCUUCUCUUUAUCAAACCAACAGGUGCUUUUAUACUGAAUAUAAUUCUCAUGUCCAACUAAGAAUGGGUAGGGAAAAAAUCAGGACCAUUGCUAUUCGAAUUCUUAGGUUCUUGUGCUUUUCUUUUAUAGAUGCUCAAGUGGCCAAAACCCUCUUUUUGCUUUCUGCUUGUGUCAUCCUUUUAAAAUCUUUUGGAAUUUGAUAAGCAGUUCAUAAGAAAGCCAAUAUUUUUUAGUAAAGGAAAGUAGCUUUUGGAACAUAGGCAGUUUGGAGGUAGAAUAUUUUAUCUGUUAGAUAAUUUUCUUGCUAGUAAGUUGAACUUCUUAAAAAUCUGGAUUAUAGUGUAGGUAAUAUAUACCAUAAAAUUAUACCAAUUUAAAGUAGUUUGUGUGGGUUAGAUGUGGAAUACUAAAAUAAAUUAUUUUUGAAAACAAAGAGUCAUUAUGUUGUAUAGACUUGCAAAUAUUCAAGGUAAUAAUGAAAUGUGGGAAUAUGUCUCUUCCUUUAUAAAGCCUUGAAAUUUUAAAUAUUGCCAAGUUUAAGUGAUUAGGGUAAGAUUUAAAACUUCAAUAUUUUUCUCACUACAUGCAGAGUAUGUAAUUUUUGCAUAAAAUGUGCUUUCAUCUAAUGUAGUAAAACAUAACCAUUGAAUUAAUGUGUGAUAUUUAGUAAAGUGAUUUUACAUUGUGUUUAAAAUGUUUUUAAAGCAUCAAAAUAAUACCAUAUUGGGAUGGAACUGGCAAUCGAGUGAGAGACUGUGCUCUCAGGGGCAUUUUAUACGGUCUCUGCAGUGUCAGCCUUCUUUGGAAGAAAUGUUGGAUGGAAAUCUAGCAAGUUAGAAAUGUUACAGAACAAACCUCUGGUUCAUACAUUUGAAACAUAUAUUUCUACUCAGUACCUACCUUCUCUUUCUAGAACACAAUUAACAGGUUACUAACAUUUUAGUAGACUGAAUGGUUAUCAAAUCAUCUUUAAAAAACUAAAAAUAUUUGAGACACUAUUUUAAUAAACUUAAUAGGAAAUAAAGAUGAAUGGUAAGGAGUUUAGAAAUGCAUUGUCAUUAUUAGAAAACAGAUUAUAAUACAUAAGAAAGCCAUGAGAUACCAAACGUUUCUUGUGAUUGAUAACUUGAUUUCACUGACAAGUAAAUUUAUUCUAUGCCUUCCUUGUUUAUAUAAAGCUUUAAACCUUGGGAUUUAAAGGUCAUUACUUUUGACUAUAUUUUUUAAUAUAUAUAUUAUUUUUAGUAGGCCAGUCUUACCAUUAAUUGCCAAAAGAGCUAUUUAAAGGUCUAAAAGUUCACAAUCCUUGUCUGCUAUUACUUGUUUUUCAACAAGAACAGUAAACACAGUAUAACUGGAAUACCUAUAGGAAUUCACCAGAUGCCUUAGGAUGUUUGCAGUUAGCAUUAUUCUCUUAAUAGGUGUAAGAACUGGGUUAUUGCUUUGAUGGUAAUAGUGCUUCUUUGAAUAAAAACUCUACUGUAUGAUUAGCUAACACUUUAAAAUAUAUGAAUACUGUGGUAAAGAACUGGAUGUCAUAGAAACAGGAUUUAAAAUCUCAGCAGCUUAGAUUUAAUCUAUUUAACUGGUGCAUGUAGAAAAAUAAUACUAUCAAAUAUUUCUCCUCUUAUUUUCUAAUUUUCUAAAAAUAGUGCUCUGUAUUCACAAAUUCUAUAUGCCCCUGUAUAAUAAUUAAAUAUAAAAAAACCACUUUCGUUAUGUACCUAUCUGGAAAGUAGUACAUUUUCAUAGUGCUUCCUAGUAGUAAGUUGAAGAGAAAAAUAGAAUAAUUAUAUUAGAGAAAUAGAAUAAUUCCAAUGUAUCCCCAGACUACCUUAUUGGUAUCACCAAACGAUUUUAAACAUAGCAACCAGUAGAGUUUAGUCUUAGUCUAUUAAGAUAUGGAAUAUUAUAUCCAUAAUUAUUGCCCUAUUCAGAGCUGGUGUCUGCUUCAAAAUUAUUUUGACUCCUUGAACAUUUCAUAAGUUUGCAUGUCUUCAAGGAAUUUGUCAUACUUAGCUAACCAUUGUGCUUCUUUUUUUCCU